AACACGAUCUUUUCUCCUGACGUAAUUGAGAGAGAAUCGAUGUUGAUCAGUAUUAGCAGUCAUCUACUAGAGACGAGAGAGUUCGCAGUUAUCUGCCUUAGAUCUGGCAAAAUUAUAGAACUUGGAAGUUGGGAGGAGUCCUAUUCCGAGAUGGGGUUGAAUUUUGCAGCUCGCGUUGAGCAGGAAGCAUCGGACUUUGGGCUUGAGUGAUGAUUUUUCGAGUCAGCAGUCAAAGCAUUGUCUUUUGGAAGAAAAAGAGGCCAGGCUCAACCCAGUGAGAUGUCCAUUAUGAGAGGGAUGAAUAAGCCAUAUGUUGUGAUAUGGACUGUUAUCAUUCUUGGAGAAGUGUUGAUGUAUGGUGGUUAUGGAAUCUUGGUCAACUUGAGUAAAGUGAAUGGGCGUCUUCCGUACUUGCCUUCGUCCUUUGUAUUGUGUACAGAAAUUCUGAAGAUGAUCAUAUGUCUGGUUAUUCUUUGGUCAGAGAAAAGAAAAGAAAUGUCACGGUCAAUCACGUUAUAUUCAGCUCUUCCCUUUGCUGUGCCAGCUCUGUGUUACUGUGUCAACAAUAAUUUAGCUGUUGUUUUACAGUCUCACAUGGACCCAGCAACGUACAUGGUACUUGGGAAUCUGAAGAUUGUAUCAACUGCUGUUCUGUAUAAGUUUAUCAUGAAAAAGCACAUUAAGACUACCAAGUGGUUCGCUGUUGGUCUUUUGGCUACUGGUGGAGUUCUGAAUAGUUACACAGCAUUGCAAGCAAAAUCCUUAUCCCUCUCAGAAAUUCAUGCGACCUGGCAAGGCAUGUUGCUUCUUUGCUGUUACUGCUUCAUCUCUGGAUUCAGUGGGGUUUAUACAGAGUAUAUUCUCAAACAAAAUUUUGAGUUGUCUGUAUAUUACCAGAAUGCUCUGCUGUAUAUGUUUGGUGUAGUUUUCAACUCAGCUGUGUGGAUAAUCCAGGCCCUUAGACAAACCACAGUUACCAAAGACACUCAGGAAUUAUAUAUCUUCAAUGGAUAUUCAGUGUUUACUUGGGCAUUGAUUAUAACUCAGGCUGCCACUGGGCUGAUUAUGUCUCUCAUCAUGAAGCAUUUGAACAAUUUGGUCCGACUCUUCAUUGUGUCCUCUUCUCCGCUGGUAACAACUAUGUUGGCUCAUGUGUUCUUCAGCCUCCAUGUUCCUUUCGAGUUUGUUUUGUCUGGAAUCUCUGUGGCAGCAGCCAUUUUCCUUUACAGUUACAACUGAAGAUACUGCUCAGUGAACUGCAGGUGCUAUUUAUUUUUAACUUCCGAGAAAUGUGCUUAUAAGUAAAAAAAACCUAUGCUUUUACAUAACUUGAAUUAACUUGUUUUUAAAGUUAUAAAGCUUCAUGCCAUAUGGGUGCAGGAAGCUAACGAGAUUUUAUUUUAAUAUGUAUUAAUUUGUGGUGCAUCAAAGUUAUGUUCCAGAUGAUGCAUUUGAAAAGUUAUUUGUGCCAUUGUUGUUUUGUUUUUUGAUGCAACAUAUUAUAAUUGUGUAGUAACAAAAAUGGUUGUGAAGAUGCUGUGACUUCUAGAAUGCAUAUAUGCCAUU
Aplysia californica (California sea hare) is the source of this 1566-nucleotide messenger RNA. Its product is annotated as probable UDP-sugar transporter protein SLC35A4. Lineage: Eukaryota; Metazoa; Mollusca; Gastropoda; Aplysiida; Aplysiidae. Bases 280 to 1239 code for a protein of 319 amino acids. Gene Ontology annotation, cellular component: Golgi membrane. The record is from RefSeq and is a predicted model, not a curated record. Gene Ontology annotation, biological process: pyrimidine nucleotide-sugar transmembrane transport. The transcript is spliced from 10 exons. Gene Ontology annotation, molecular function: pyrimidine nucleotide-sugar transmembrane transporter activity.